Messenger RNA from Pyricularia pennisetigena, 1053 nucleotides. RefSeq lists its product as uncharacterized. Gene Ontology annotation, molecular function: dihydroorotate dehydrogenase activity. The record is from RefSeq and is a predicted model, not a curated record. Gene Ontology annotation, biological process: pyrimidine nucleotide biosynthetic process; 'de novo' pyrimidine nucleobase biosynthetic process. NCBI's taxonomy places the organism in Eukaryota, Fungi, Ascomycota, Sordariomycetes, Magnaporthales, Pyriculariaceae. Gene Ontology annotation, cellular component: cytoplasm. The transcript has a single exon. The coding region runs from base 1 to 1053 and encodes 350 amino acids.
AUGGGAAGCAUUCGGGACGAACCAAGGCGCCCACCGUCUUUGAGGAUACAUCCACCUUUGGCCAACUCGGCCACACCAUGGGCGACGACGUUGAAGGAUCUCAACCGGCUCUACAGCUGUCCCCAUACAGGCGCAGUGACUACAAGAACCUCUCUUAUCCAUGGCUUUCCUCACGACCCAGAGGUACACCAGCACGCUCUUUAUGAUACUGUUGCCGUGUCUGGGGCUCUUCCUAAGGGAACAAGCAAUGCGAGCUUCAACUCACUUGGCUACAGUCCUCUGCUCCUGUCAGAGUACCUAAACUUUAUUGAAAUCAUCUCUUUGCAGCAAAAGGAGCUCUCCGCGAACGGUGAACCAGGGUCUAGGAGCAAAACCUUUAUCAUAUCUGUGACCGGGACACCACAAGAAAUCGUCGAGUGUUACCACAUGGUCUCUGCAACACAAGCCCAGGUUGACAUCCCUUUGGCCCUCGAGUUGAACCUUUCUUGCCCAAACAUCCCGGGAAAGCCACCACCAGCAUAUGACGGGCCUUCGCUCCUCGAGUACAUCACUUGGCUAUCCGACCUCGGUCCGACGGGCCCGGUGAUAGCCGUGGGCAUCAAGACACCUCCGUAUACACACUCCACCCAGUAUGAGACGCUGAUCAGUGCUCUGAUUGCCGGAUCGCCCACAGGGCUCUGUCCCAUCAGCUUCAUCACCUCUACCAACACGCUCGGGUCUUGCCUCAUGUUGACCUCGCUUGAUGCGCAAAAGGGCCAAGGGCAGCAGCUGCAGAAGAAAGUCCUGCCGGGCAACGGGUUGGGCGGCAUGGCCGGGACACCUCUUCACCCUCUAUCGCUUGGCAACGUAGCCACGAUACGCCGCCUCCUGGACGAGCAGCCAGACAUGUUAGGCCACAUACAAAUCAUUGGCGUCGGCGGAGUGUGCGACUCUGGAGGUUACAGGCGCAUGCGGUCUGUUGGCGCCGCGGUGGUCGGUGUGGGAACCGGACUCGGCGUAAAGGGCGUCAAGGUGUUUGAGGACAUAGCCAAGGGAGUACAUGACAACUGGUGA